AUGAAUUCCCCCCCCCCCCCCUUUUUGUCCCUGGGGGGCUGGGUCCCCCACAAAAACACAACCAGGGACAAAAAAUUGGGGGGGGGGGGGGGGGGGGGGGGGGGGGUGGAAAAAUACGGGGGGGGGGGGGGGGGGGGGGGGGGGGACAAAAACAACAAAAAAAAAAAAAAAAAAAAAAUGGAUAAAAAAAAAAAAAAAAAAAAAAAAAAAAAAAAUAUAAAAAAAAAAAAAAAAAAUAAAUUUAUAUAA
Molecule: messenger RNA, 249 nt
Organism: Dicrocoelium dendriticum
Lineage: Eukaryota; Metazoa; Platyhelminthes; Trematoda; Plagiorchiida; Dicrocoeliidae
Source: the annotation of a GenBank genome assembly